This is a messenger RNA of Cygnus atratus (black swan), 1555 nucleotides long. It is a transcript of the gene AK6, whose product is annotated as adenylate kinase 6. Gene Ontology annotation, molecular function: ATP hydrolysis activity; ATP binding; AMP kinase activity. Gene Ontology annotation, cellular component: nucleus; cytoplasm. The record is from RefSeq and is a predicted model, not a curated record. Bases 125 to 640 code for a protein of 171 amino acids. The transcript has 5 exons. NCBI's taxonomy places the organism in Eukaryota, Metazoa, Chordata, Aves, Anseriformes, Anatidae.
CCUCGCUGGGUCCUUCCUCGGCGCCGUCCCUUAGCUGCCCGCCGCAGCGCCUUGCCCCGCUCGGGCUGUGCGAGGCGGGACGAGCGGCAGGCCCCGCGCAGCGUGUCUCCCGGGCGACGGGGCGAUGCGGCGGCCCAACCUGCUGCUCACCGGUACGCCGGGCGUUGGUAAAAGCACACUCGGGAAGGAGCUUGCGUCGAGGACUGGGCUGACCUACAUCAACGUGGGUGACUUGGCCAAAGAAGGAGAACUAUAUGAAGGUUUUGAUGAGGAGUAUGAAUGUCCAAUUUUGGAUGAAGACAGGGUAAUCGAUGAGCUAGAAGACAAGAUGCACGAGGGUGGAGUUAUUGUUGAUUACCACGGCUGUGAUUUUUUCCCCGAACAAUGGUUUCAUAUCGUAUUUGUACUUCGCACAGACAAUUCGUUUCUAUAUGACAGGCUGGAAAGCAGGGGUUACAAAGGGAAGAAGCUACAGGACAACAUUCAGUGUGAAAUUUUUCAGACUCUUUAUGAGGAAGCUGUGUUGUCAUAUCGGGAGGAAAUCGUGCACCAGUUACCCAGCAACACUCCAGAAGACCUAGAGAGAAAUUUGGAUCAGAUUAUGCAAUGGAUUGAGCAAUGGAUGAAGGACAACAACUGACAUUUGGUGAAAAAGUAACUUUGCUGGUCUCUUCCUGGGAGGUUUAAUAAAUGACAUUUUUUAACUCUUGUAUGGUUAAUUAAAAUUAAUUUAAUUGUAGUUUGACAUGGUUGGAAACUAGAAAAAGCUUCCAAAUAGCCAAGCUGUAAGGCUUUGGAACAGUCUGUGAAGCCGUGUGGGAGAGGCACACAGAACUGAGACCAGAGUAAAAAUUGAGCAGCGAAUGUAAAGAGGAUAACGACGCAGUUGCCUUUAGUAGCAGGAACAAACUUGAAACCUAGCCUUUUUUUUUUCCCCCCACUAAGAAAACUGUAAAAUCCUUAAAAUUAAGGAGCAUUCAAUUUCAAAAGGGUAGAUCAGUCAGUGUCCUGAACAGCAGUCAGUUUCUGAAUUGCCAGACUUCAAAUUGCUAAGCUCCACUAUAUAUACUUGACUAUGUGCAGGCUAAUGUAGGGUGAGGGGUGAUAGAUUUUAAGGACAGUGCUUCAUUUUUUGAGGGAAGAGAUGUGACCUUGCUAAAAGAGCUGUGUAUAAAUGGAAUUAUUCAUGGUGUAAGGAAACGUUGGCUGUCCCUGCAGUAGCAUAGAAUAGCAAGCUGCAAGCUUGCUUUUUCCUUUUUGUCUCAGCAUUCUCUGUUGCCUAUCCCAAUCAUAGAACGUAUUCAUGGGUUGAAGUCUAUGAAGAAAGUGUAUCAGUUGGUAGGACAGCUAGGAUGCAGGAAUCCAAAAAAAAAACACGGUUACACUUACAGUACCAGCAGCUAUCUGUUCUAAUUGUUUAGAACAGUGAUGGUGUGGGUCCCAGGAGAGCACGGAUGUGUACCUUUCUUCUCUGAAAAGGUGGAUUGUAAAGCCUUAUUGAAUGUUCUGUGGAAAGUGCUUGCAAAUAAACUUUUUAUAUCCGUGAGCUUGAACA